AUGAGACAAUUCAAUGUAGUGGUCCUUGGUGCUGGAGGCGUUGGCAAGUCUGCGCUCACAGUUCGUUUCAUUCGGGACGUUUUUGUGGAGAACUAUGAUCCAACGAUUGAAGAGGAAUACCGGAGAACUAUCACGGUGGAUGGCCAACUUGACUCGCUCGAGGUUUUGGAUACGGCGGGGGCUGAACAAUUCACAUCUCUCAACGAGGUGUACAUAAAGUCAGGGCGUGGCUUUGUCUUGGUGUUUAGCCUGACCCAAGAAGCAAGCCUACAAGAGGUGGAUAAUCUGCGAAAGCAAAUACUGCGUAUAAAGGGUGGAGACAUAGCUGUGCCCAUCGUGGUCGUUGGAACAAAACUCGAUCUCGUGAACGAAAGGGAAGUUCAGCGAGCGACAAUCCAGUCUCUUUCGAGCCAGUGGGAUCUCCCAUUCUACGAAACGUCUGCGAAACGGAACUGGCACGUGUCGGAGGUCUUUGAAGACCUACUCAGGCAGAUGCGCGAACACUACCCAGUUGAUCCGUCAAGGAAACGCAGAAAGCGAGCGAGCGGAUGUGUUAUGAUGUGA
Molecule: messenger RNA, 564 nt
Organism: Cyclocybe aegerita
Lineage: Eukaryota; Fungi; Basidiomycota; Agaricomycetes; Agaricales; Hemipholiotaceae
Source: the annotation of a GenBank genome assembly